CCGACUCCCAACAAAUGGAUCCAAGCGACGCACCGGGCACGUUACUCUGAAGCCUUAGUUGAACAGCUCUUCAAACUCAAAGUCUUAAUUGAAGUCUUCCUUCUCCUUCUCUCCCCGCUCGCAAGUUAACAACGCUGCUUCUCAACCACCCGCCUAUUCCACGUCACCCUCUCUCUCUGAAUGAAGAGCCCAAACCAUGUGCACGGUCGACGGAAUCCUAGCUCAGGACUGCGAAGCACGCCGGACCGCGUGCCAUACUCGCCCGCAUACUCCGAGGCCUCGAGCGCUCGGAGUUCCAGCUCAAGUAGCCGAAGCCGCGUCGCCGUCGCGGCUAAAUCUGUCGCCGGAGUCUUCGUUGCGUGUUUCACUCCGCCGGAGGACAAGAGCUCCACCAAUAGCUUCGCGGACUCUGCGGAGUUCAAAGCUCCUUCUGUUGCAUCGGAUGGUUCAAGAGCUGGUACUGGUAGUGAGAGAAGACGUAGUAGUUCAGAACGAGGGAUCUAUUCCGGUUCAAAUCACUCAACACACUCAACACAUGGGCGAGAGCCUGGGAGUGUAAAAUUCACUAUGGAGGAAAUUUUCAAGGCCACGAGGAAUUUCUCUCCCUCCUUCAAGAUUGGACAAGGUGGUUUUGGGACAGUAUUCAAGGGAAGACUCGAAGAUGGAACUGUUGUUGCAGUAAAACGUGCUAAGAAGAGUGUGUAUGAUAAGCAUUUGGGAGUGGAAUUCCAAAGCGAGAUCCGAACACUGGCACAGGUGGAACAUUUGAAUUUGGUCAAGUUUUACGGAUGCUUGGAGCACGAAGAUGAAAGAAUUGUUGUUGUGGAGUAUGUUCCCAAUGGAACCCUCAGAGAACACUUGGAUUCUUUUCAUGGAAACGUUCUUGACCUCGCCGCACGGCUAGAUGUUGCAAUUGAUGUGGCCCAUGCUGUCACAUACCUUCAUAUGUAUACAGAUCAUCCCAUCAUUCAUAGAGACAUAAAAUCUUCCAACAUUCUCCUCACUGAAAACUUCAGAGCCAAAGUAGCUGACUUUGGUUUUGCUAGACUGGCAGCCGACAGUGAUUCAGGUGCCACCCAUGUGUCUACCCAAGUUAAAGGAACUGCUGGCUACUUAGACCCAGAGUACCUCAGAACUUAUCAGCUUACCGAGAAGAGUGACGUUUAUUCAUUUGGUGUGUUAUUGGUUGAACUAGUCACCGGCAGGCGUCCAAUUGAACCAAAACGAGAAAUGAAAGAACGGAUUACGGCAAAAUGGGCCAUAAAGAAGUUUACCGAAGGAGAUGCUAUUUCAAUCUUGGACCCAAAGCUGGAAUGCACUUCCGCAAAUCACUUAGCCCUUGAGCAGGUUCUUGAACUAGCCUUACAGUGUUUGGCUCCACGCAGACAGAAUCGGCCUAUUAUGAGGAGGUGUGCAGAGAUCCUUUGGAACAUCCGAAAGGAUUACAGAGAACAAUCAUCUUCGGACUUGCGUUCGGUCUCCUCCUUUACCCAAAGGAGCAUCUCACUAAGAGAAGAGUGAGAAAAUAAUAUAAGAGGUCUAUAGUGAGGGCAGCCAGUAUGAAAGGAUGUGCUUUUGAACCAGAGACAGAAAUCUGGAAUCAUGUGGAGAUGGAAAACCCAGCAGGUAGGUAUUGAAAAUGGUUCAUGGUUGGAGGAUGCCAAUAAUCUCCCCAGAAGUGGAUCCAAAGACAUUGGUGGGAAAAAGUUGAAUUGUUGCUAGAAUUUAGAGGAAUUUGUUUAUAAUUUGUUCAUGAGAUUUGGCUUCUGUAUAGGAAAUUGGAGAUGGGGAAGUCCUGCACUUUCUUCCGCAUUUCGGUGAAUUUCUUUUUGUUGAAUUUCCUUGACAGCUUUUAUUCUUAAUGGAGAAAUAAGAGCUAUUUGUGUUUGAAAUCA
This is a messenger RNA of Corylus avellana, 1895 nucleotides long. It is a transcript of the gene CRCK2, whose product is annotated as calmodulin-binding receptor-like cytoplasmic kinase 2. The record is from RefSeq and is a predicted model, not a curated record. Lineage: Eukaryota; Viridiplantae; Streptophyta; Magnoliopsida; Fagales; Betulaceae. Gene Ontology annotation, molecular function: protein kinase activity; ATP binding. Gene Ontology annotation, biological process: protein phosphorylation.